AUGGCAAUGACAGACCUCCAGAUCUUUCAGGCUCAUGGCCUGUUCUUCGUUUUGGGCACUCAGCUCCACGUCUUUGUUUUCCGUAAAGGAGAAUGGGACACAGCUACUACCAGACUCUUUAGGAACUUCACCCUGGGCAUUGGGUUGCUGACGGCAGCCCUUUCCCGGGGAGCUCCUGAGACCUUCCCGACCAACGCAGCUGCGCUUAAGACAGCUGGGUCUCUCACGGCCGCGCUCGUCGCUGGAAUCUACACGAGUUUGCUUGUGUACCGCGCGGCAUUCCACCGGCUCAAUGGCUUCAAGGGACCGUUCCUGGCGAGACUCUCAAACCUGUGGAUCACGUCGCGAGCUGUCAAGGAGUUGCACAUGUAUACCGAGGUUCAACAACUCCAUGAACAAUACGGCGACAUCGUAAGAAUCGCGCUUAGAGACUAUGAGUUCCGGGUUGCCGACUACACCAAUCAGCUACUUGCAAGCAUCGAUAAGAACAAGGGAAAGCCAUUCAAUAUUUCAGAUUGGUUCAACUUUUACAGCUUCGAUGUCAUGGGAGACUUGGCUUUCGGCAAGUCCUUUGGCAUGCUCAAGGAAGGCAUCAAGCACUACUUUAUGACUUCCUUACACCAAGACAUGCAGGCUAUUGGCAUGUUCAGCCAUAUGCUAUGGCUCUUCCCCAUCUUCAAAAACACGCCAGUCUUGAAUGAAAACAACAAGCGGUUUUGGAAAUUUGUCACAUCUCAGGUGGACGAGAGAAUCGCGAACCCCCCGGACCGCCCAGACGUCUUCUCAUGGAUCUUGGAGGAGUACCAAUCCCUCAAGAACCCGACUUGGCAAGACACCCUCAACCUAUACGGCGAUGCCUACCUUAUCAUCGUUGCAGGAAGCGACACUACAGCUGCAUCCCUUACUUGUCUCUUUUUCGAGCUAGCCCAGAAGCCGGAUGUCUACCAACGUCUAAGGGAGGAGAUCGACGACUACUUUGCGCAGAAUGCGGAGCCUGAACACUCCGCACUGUCAAAGCUCCCGUACCUGCAGGCGUGCAUCGACGAGACGUUGAGGCUUCACCCUCCCGUUCCGUCGGGCGUGCAGCGCAUGACCCCGCCCGAGGGCAUAGAUAUUGACGGGACGUUCAUUCCGGGUGACACAAUCAUCCAGGUGCCUACGCACACCAUGUUCAGAGGCAAGUCUCAAAAAGAAAUGGUUUCAUCUUUCAUCGUUGUCUCGGCUGAUGGAGUGUAUGAGCGCCUGUUCCCGCAGGCAAACGAGUUCAUUCCCGAGCGGUGGACCUCUCGGCCCGAUCUGGCCAAAGACCCUGCCGCAUUUGUUCCCUUUGGUACAGGUAAGCACUUAACUUCAUUACCUCCCUCACCUGUUUGGGCCGAUCGGUGCGACGUGAGAGCUGACGACAAGGAUGAAUCACGGCAGGCAAGUACUCGUGCGUCGGAAAGCAGCUGGGCUUGA
This is a messenger RNA of Colletotrichum fioriniae, 1458 nucleotides long. Lineage: Eukaryota; Fungi; Ascomycota; Sordariomycetes; Glomerellales; Glomerellaceae. The record is from RefSeq and is a predicted model, not a curated record.